This is a messenger RNA of Staurois parvus, 1398 nucleotides long. The record is from the annotation of a GenBank genome assembly. NCBI's taxonomy places the organism in Eukaryota, Metazoa, Chordata, Amphibia, Anura, Ranidae.
AUGAAAGAAUACGUUCAGCGUUGCUUUACUGCAUGUGAAACAGAGGAAGACAAGGAUCGGACUGAGAAACUCCUUAAAGAAGUUCUACAAGCCAGAUUGCAAGAUGGUUCCGCAUUUACUAUAGACUGGAGUAGAGAACCUUUGCCAGGGUAUGUACCCUUGUUUUUGUUUCAGCCAAUACUCACUAUCACUGUGACCCAGUCAUCACGGGGUGGCGGAAACAGUGGCACCUGUGCACUAAAAGGUCGUGGUAGCAGCUUCCCUACGCGGUUUGGUAACCGUAAUGUUUUCAUGAAAGAAUCCAGUUCCUCUUCAAGCACAGGUUCUCGGUCCAGAUCAAGAUCUUCCUCUCACUCUCCUCUCAGACGACAUUGCAGAAGUUUUUUUUUCUCUAGCGAGUCUCACUCAGACUCUGACAGCAGCUCAUUAUCUGGAAGUGAAAGCCGACCAGGUGGUCGUAGAAGUGUACAGAAAGGACGUGGUCGGGGAGGACAUACAGAACGUGGCCGUGGAAGGAAUCAGAGGGGCAAAAGAAAUGAGCAAAAUUUCAACAAACGAAACCGCAGGAAGAAUGUUCAGAUGGAGUUUGAGGACCCAGAGAAGGAUUUCAAGAGGGAAAAGCGAGCAGCACGUUUUCAACAUGGCCACAGCCCAAAGAAACUGCGUCUCGAGCCUCUUGUGCUGCAGAUCAAUAACCUGGAUCCUAAUGAUUCUGACAACAUGGACUGGAAUGAGAUAAAAAUAGUGGGAACUUCCCAAGAUAUUACUAAACCUUACCUGCGAUUAACGUGCGCACCAGACCCAUCAACUGUGAGGCCAGUGACUGUUUUGAAAAAAUCUUUAACAAUGGUGAAGGGGCACUUUAAAGAAAAGCAGGAUUAUGCCUUCGCUUGUGAACAGCUAAAAUCAGUUCGCCAAGAUUUGACGGUUCAAGGCAUUCGUACAGAGUUCACUGUGGAAGUAUAUGAGACCCAUGCACGGAUAGCACUGGAAAAGGGAGAUCAUGAGGAAUUUAACCAGUGUCAAGCACAGCUAAAGUCUUUGUAUGCUGAGAAUCUUGUUGGGAACAUUGGAGAAUUUACAGCCUAUCGUAUAUUGUAUUAUAUUUUCACCAAAAACUCUAGUGAUCUAACUACAGAGAUGGCGCACUUGACCAAAGAGAUCAAAGAGGACCCUUGUGUUGCCCAUGCAUUGGCUCUUAGGAGUGCUUGGGCAUUGUCAAACUAUCACCGUUUUUUCAAGCUUUAUAGAGAAGCACCACGCAUGUCUGGGUAUCUGAUCGACAAAUUUGCAGAAAGGGAGAGGAAGGCAGCCAUUAAGACCAUAAUUAAAACGUAUGUUUUGGUCUGCAUAUUGCUCAACCCUCACUUCAGAUUUCUUUCCCUCUUUUAUGUUUAA